This is a messenger RNA of Danio aesculapii, 1470 nucleotides long. It is a transcript of the gene rab33ba, whose product is annotated as RAB33B, member RAS oncogene family a. Bases 231 to 950 code for a protein of 239 amino acids. Lineage: Eukaryota; Metazoa; Chordata; Actinopteri; Cypriniformes; Danionidae. Gene Ontology annotation, biological process: Rab protein signal transduction. Gene Ontology annotation, molecular function: GTPase activity; GTP binding. The record is from RefSeq and is a predicted model, not a curated record. The transcript has 2 exons. Gene Ontology annotation, cellular component: endosome; Golgi apparatus.
CCCAAACAGUGAAAGAGAACUCCACCAGGGAUGCAUCAGCAAAAUGCGGAGUCAACCGGUCAGCACGUCAAAUAAAUAAACUCACCGACGUUUAAACCUUUGAGUCCUGCAGGCGAAGGACUUAAUUUAAAGUCAAAUCUGCGUUUGAGUCUUUUGUCAGCAUCAGUACUUUUGCACGGUGUCAGCCUGUGAUAGCCGUCUAUCCUAUAGUGUCUAUAUAGGAGGGCAGCAUGGCAGAUAUCGAGUCCUCUUUUGAGUUCAGCUCUUCUCUGACCAGCUCGUCACUGCCUCCUCCUCGGACACGCAUCUUUAAAAUCAUCGUGAUUGGAGACUCGGGGGUUGGCAAGACUUGCCUCACCUAUAGAUUCUGUGCGGGCAAGUUUCCAGACAAGACUGAGGCCACUAUUGGGGUGGAUUUCCGAGAGAAGGUUAUAGAGAUAGAUGGCGAGAAAAUCAAGGUCCAGUUGUGGGACACCGCAGGCCAGGAGCGUUUCCGUAAGAGUAUGGUGCAGCACUACUACCGCAACGUCCAUGCUGUGGUGUUUGUCUAUGAUGUCACCAACGCUGCCAGCUUCCGAAGCCUUCCAGCUUGGAUUGAAGAGUGUCGCCAACAUGCACUCGGUCAGGAGGUGCCCAGAAUCCUGGUCGGCAACAAGUGCGACCUACGUCACGCCGCUCAAGUAAGCACAGAUGUUGCACAGCAGUUUGCAGAUACACACUCAAUGCCUCUAUUCGAGACCUCAGCCAAAAACCCAUACGGAAAUGAAGACGGCAGUCGGAAUAAUAGUGACCACGUGGAGGCCAUUUUUAUGACGGUGGCGCAUAAGCUGAAAUCCCAGAAGCCGCUGAUUUUAAGCCAGCCACCUUGCGGAUCUGGAGACACUGUCACUCUUAGGAGGCAAGACCAGGAGGACGGGGGAAACUGGGGCUGCGGUUGUUGGAGAAGCUAAUGAAGUGCACAUUUAGGGGAGGAAAUGCAGAUAUAAAGGCGCUUUUGUGUUAUCUUUAAAGAAUACUCCUCUUUUUUUUGAAAAUAUGCUCAUUUUACAACUCGCCAAGAGUUAAACUGCCGAGUUUUACCAUUUUUGAAUCCAUUCAGCUGAUCUCCAGGUCUGGCAGGAGCACUUUUAGCUUAGCUUAGCAUAGAUUAUUGAAUCAGAUUAGACCAUUAGCAUAUUGCGCAAACAUGACUAAUGUUUAGAUAAUAUUCCUGCUUAAAGCUGUAGUUAAUGUACUGAAAUCGACAGAAAAUGAAAAGCUGCUAUUUUUCUAAUCCAUGGGUCUCAAACUCAAUUCCUGGAGGGCCGCAGCUCUGCACAGUUUUGCUCCAAGCCUGAUCAAACACAGCUGAUUCAACUAAUGAAGCUGUUCACGACUCUUUUGAACACCUUGACUAUUUGGAUCAGCUGUGUUUGAUAGGGAUAGAGCAAAACUGUGCAGAGCCCUCCAGGAAUUGAGUUUGAGACCCAU